GACAGUUGGUGGGCCUGUCAGCUGCAAUGCACUGCUUGACUUCAUAAGCAGGACCAUCUGUUCUUGUGCGUCACCUUCCACAGACUCGAGACUGAAAGCACUUUGAACAGACAACAUGGAUCUCUUACAGAAGAAGGAGCUCGACACCUCGCGCGGCUUUCGCUAUAGAUACUACGUCUCCUCAGUUCAAGAUGCAGAUACCUCCAAACCAACUCUGCUUCUCUGUCACGGCUGGCCCGACAGUGCUGAGCUGUGGCAAUACAUCAUCCCUCGCCUGCUCAAGACCAAGAACAGAAUCAUCGCUCCCGAUCUCCUUGGCGCUGGAGGCACUUCCCAGCCCACCGAUCCAGCUGCUUUCGAGAUCAAAGCCAUGGUGCAGGACGUGAAUGAAAUUCUCAAAGCAGAAAAUGUUACCGGAAAGAUAAUUCCUGUCGGCCAUGACUGGGGCUCAUAUUUCGCGCAACGCGUUUACAUGCUGAAUGGCGACCGCAGUGUCGGCGUUAUCACAUUAAAUGUAGCUUGGAUGCCACCGUUCGCUCAGCCCUUUGACCUUGAUGCCUUCAAUGAACUUACGACCAACAUGGUCGGCUAUCCUGUAUAUGCGUAUUGGGAGCUUUUCGCGGACCCCAAAGUCGGAGAGGUAAUGGACGACAAGCUCGAAAGCCUAUGGCAUGCGAUCCAUGGAGAUCAAGACGAGUGGAUGAAGAAGCUCUUCUGUUCUCAUGGCGCUAUCAAAAAGUUCAUCGAAGAAGGCAGGACAGAUGUCCCGCUCAAGCCAUAUGCGAAGGACCAGAAACUGCACGAUGAGUGGAUCGCGAACAAGAAAGCCACAGGCAUGACCAGUCAAUGUGCAUGGUAUCGAGCAUACAACGAGAACUACAAUCUGGAAACAGAGAAGGCGUUGGACGGCAAGGUUCACACGCCCUACCUUUUCAUCGGUUGUGACGGUGAUGCCGUCUGCAGGACAGACAACAUUGAACGAGGCAAGCAACUAGGUCUCGUUCCGGAGGAUAAGCUGACGCUACGGGAGCUGCAUGCUGCUCACUGGUCUCCGUAUGAGGUACCUGAUCAGGUCGCAGAGGCAAUGCUGGAGUGGCUCAGAGCCAAUAACUUUUCAGCCGAGCAGUCUGUACCUUGAAUGGCAAACAACACGUGUUGACGUUGCACGAACACCUGUAGCCUCGUUGUGUCUCUCUGGGCCCGCACGGUGACAAAUUUGUCGCAUUCUCACGUGUUCUGCUGCACAUCAGUUCACACACUCGCACUGCAGCAAACAUGUCUCGUACUUCUAACAACAAGGAAGAAAGAACUUACCAAGGCAAUCGGAACAUGGCACAGCAACUCCAACGCAUCUUGUCACAGUUGACUAUGGCGACGAAUGCGGCCUCUGCUGAACGAGUUUGCAAGUGAAGGAAUGUAGACAGCACAAAGGACCAAGAACCCCAGAAAGACCGAGUAUAUCAAUCUCAUCCCAUACUCCCAGC
This is a messenger RNA of Cercospora beticola, 1484 nucleotides long. RefSeq names its product alpha/beta fold hydrolase. Lineage: Eukaryota; Fungi; Ascomycota; Dothideomycetes; Mycosphaerellales; Mycosphaerellaceae. Gene Ontology annotation, molecular function: hydrolase activity. The record is from RefSeq and is a predicted model, not a curated record.